GGACGACGAUGCAACGCCACCAUUAGACAACCGCCAGUUUGUUCAGCCGCAUAGGGGAAUCUGCAAUCCAAGAACCGCUCAACAUGAUGAAAUUGAUGCUAGUCGUUGGCUCGAUGGCCCUACUCUUCGCACUGGCCAGUGCCCGGCCCCAAAACGAUGUGGAAGUUCUGGAGUACGAAUCGGAGAACACUGGCCUUGGCGGCUAUAAGUUCAGCUAUAAAUUAAGCGAUGGCACUAGCCGUACAGAGGAGGGCGUGGUCAACAACGCUGGCACCGAUAACGAAUCGAUAUCCAUCCGUGGAUCCGUCAGUUGGGUGGCACCCGAUGGCCAAACAUAUACCAUUAACUUUGUGGCCGACGAGAACGGUUUCCAGCCAGAGGGCGCACAUCUGCCCAAGUAGAUGGUCGCUCCCCUUUGGCGAUCCUGUAUAUACCACCAAUCCAAAACAAAAGCAAACAUGAUCCCAAUCAACCCGGCCAUAGAGUGAGGUGCUGAAGUCCUGUCCGGAGGAGCUGUCCCUUGUCCCGUGGCAGCCAGUCGGUCAGUCAGUUAGUAAGUCGAUCAGUCAGUCAAGUCAGUGUCGUGCAUUGUUUUCUUUAUUCCUUGUUACUCGCAUUAAAGCCGAACUUUCGAUUCUCGAA
Molecule: messenger RNA, 642 nt
Organism: Drosophila eugracilis
Lineage: Eukaryota; Metazoa; Arthropoda; Insecta; Diptera; Drosophilidae
Gene: Acp65Aa
Product: endocuticle structural protein SgAbd-6
Exons: 2
Coding region: 84-401 (105 amino acids)
Cellular component (GO): chitin-based extracellular matrix
Molecular function (GO): structural constituent of chitin-based larval cuticle
Source: RefSeq, a predicted model, not a curated record